GAUGACGUCAGAGCGGAAGCGCCGCGGUUUCCAGACUCUUCUACACUAAGGGUUAGCGUUGAACCUCUAAACCAUUACAGAUACGCGGCGUGUUUCUCAGGAUAACGGCUCAGUAGUCACAGCAGCGCUGAGUGUCACCACUGUGCUUUGACUGUCGGUACGCUGGGUUUGCUUUGGGCGCUUUAUCGCAGGGUAAAGAUCAUGACGACCAUCGACUACAGCGUGUGGGACCACAUCGAGGUAUCUGACGACGAGGACGACACUCAUCCGAACAUCGACACACCCAGCCUGUUCAGGUGGAGACACCAGGCUCGAGUGGAGCGAAUGGAAUCCUUUCAAAAGAAAGGGGAAGAGCUUGAGAAGAACCUAUCAGAGAGCAGGAGGAAGCUGGCAGAGGUGCAAAGGAAGGUGCAGGAGUUGGCGGGUGCAUCCACAGAGGAGUCCAGGCAGGAGUUGGACAAGGCCCAGGCCCAGGAAAGGCAGCUGAGGAGAGAGGAGAGGAGCUGGGAGAAGAAGAUGGAUGAGUAUCGUCGAGAGGAGAAGAAGCAGCCCUGGAACGUGGAUACACUCAGCAAAGAUGGCUUUAGCAAGAGUGUGGUGAACGUUAAGCCGGAGGUAAAGGUGGACACUGAGGAGGAGAAGGAGCUGAAGCAUAAGACCUUUGUGGAGAAAUAUGAGAAACAGAUAAAGCACUUUGGAAUGCUGCGACGCUGGGAUGAUAGUCAAAAGUACCUGUCUGAUUACCCUCAUCUGGUGUGUGAGGAAACAGCAAACUACCUGGUCAUCAUGUGCAUCGACUUAGAGGUGGAAGAGAAACAUGCCCUCAUGGAGCAGGUGGCUCAUCAGACGAUUGUGAUGCAGUUUAUCCUGGAACUAGCCAAGAGCCUGAAGGUGGAUCCUCGCGGAUGCUUCCGUCAGUUCUUCACCAAGAUAAAGAUGGCAGACCAGCAGUACCAGGAUGCGUUUAACGAUGAGCUGGAGUCGUUUAAGGAGCGCGUCCGCGGCAGAGCGAAGAUCCGCAUUGAAAAGGCCAUGAAGGAGUACGAGGAAGAGGAGAAGCAAAAGCGCCUUGGCCCAGGGGGCCUGGACCCUGUAGAGGUCUAUGAUUCGCUACCCCUGGAAAUGCAAAAGUGCUUUGAUGAAAAAGACAUUCAGAUGCUACAGGAUGCAAUCAGUAAAAUGGACCCCACGGAGGCUAAGUACCAUAUGAAGCGCUGCAUUGACUCUGGCCUCUGGGUGCCAAACUCACAGACAGAUGAAGAGGUGGAGAAGGAGGAGGAGCCUCAGUAUGAGGAACUGAAGACGGACACAGGAAACACUGAAGCCAAAUGAACACUCCUCUUCCUCAGCAAGAGCCAGACAACCAAACCCCUCCCCCAAUAAAGCCCCCCCCCCCACAUACCCUCAAAGUUGCCCCUUUCUCCUUAACCCCCUCUCUGUUACCCACCUUCCUCCUGUUUGCCCAUCCUGGCUGCUUUAGAGUGAAUUAAUCUGGUAGGGGGAUUAUGCAAUAAUUGAUCUAACUGGUGGGGCCACUGAGGAUAGAGUUAACAGGCACUGUGUAUACGUGCUUGUCCGUACACACACACACACACACACACACACACACACAGGUGUCCCACUUUUUUGUUUUGUUUUUUAUGUUAGUAAGGGUUCAGUCGGGAAAGCGGAUAAGGAUUAGGUUUUGUAAAAUGUCAACAAGCACAGGAUGUUAGAAAAGAACAGAGAGAUGAGUAGUAGUAAAGGUAAUGCCACACAGAAUGGCUGUUCACAGAGAAAUGGCCCCUCGUGGGAGUACCACUUCUUGCAUGUCUGUCCAACCCUGCCGAUGAAGACCGGCACAACUGUGCUGACGCAGGCACUGUAUCAACACCUGUUAUGGAGUGAGCUGAGCCAGAGUUAUGCUGGUUCAGAAACUGCCCCUAACCCAAUGUAGCGCCCAGUGCCCCUCCCUACUCUCACUGUGCUUCUGUGUUGAUGUGGAAGGUUCGUUUUGCACUCUCGCUGUUGGCCCUGUCUCCUCCACCCCCUUUAUUAUUGUUCCUUGUCUGUAAGCCUGAGGAAACUCCAACACUGUUAUUAGCUUGCUGUUGAUUAAUGAGUAAUUAGUAUUAAAAAGGUGGAAAUUAUUCAGUAAGUGGUGUGUGCUGAUACCUUUCAGUUAAAGCUCCAUUUUAGCAUCAGACAGAAACCACGCCGAUUGGCUGACAGGAAGACAUGCAAAUCUGACGUACUGUGUGCUGCCCCCUGCUGGUGGAUGGCUCGAGAAGCGUGAGCAUGUGAGCGCUCUAGUCAUGUUUAUCUGACAAUUCUGCAUCUGUGAACCACUGGAUUGGAUAAGUGAGGAAAAAUAUUGAAAUACGGUGAUGUUCAUAUUAGAUAUUUUUGUAGUGUCCCCUUUUCUGCAGUGCCCAUGUAUAUAAGUGCAUUGACCUUAUGAUCGUUUAACUUGGCAGCAAAGCUAUGCUUUUCUUUAUGUGCAGCCAUUCGAAGCUGGAGUGAUUGUUUUUCUCCAGCCAGACAUUCAUGUAUAGGUUCAGACUUAUUUCCUUUUAUUUUCACUUGAGUUGUUAAGUAAAGCUCUGCUGUAAACAAA
This is a messenger RNA of Electrophorus electricus (electric eel), 2596 nucleotides long. It is a transcript of the gene cdc37, whose product is annotated as cell division cycle 37 homolog (S. cerevisiae). Gene Ontology annotation, molecular function: heat shock protein binding; protein kinase binding; protein-folding chaperone binding. Gene Ontology annotation, cellular component: cytoplasm. Lineage: Eukaryota; Metazoa; Chordata; Actinopteri; Gymnotiformes; Gymnotidae. The record is from RefSeq and is a predicted model, not a curated record. Gene Ontology annotation, biological process: protein stabilization; protein folding.